Messenger RNA from Emiliania huxleyi CCMP1516, 1086 nucleotides. RefSeq lists its product as hypothetical. Lineage: Eukaryota; Haptophyta; Isochrysidales; Noelaerhabdaceae. The record is from RefSeq and is a predicted model, not a curated record. The transcript has 2 exons. The coding region runs from base 1 to 1086 and encodes 361 amino acids.
AUGAGACCUGGCGCUGGCCAAAAAGCGUUAUUUGCGGCUAGCACGCACCUGGCCGACGCGGGGCGGCCAAAGUCGAAAACGAGGACUGCCAACGAGCUGCAGGGCGGCUUUGCUUGGGGCUCCCAACGCGGCCAAAGGAUAUCCACCUCGAGAACCUCGAGAGAGGGGCUCUCACAGUCUGGAUUCGAGGAGACGUUGCGGGCGAGGGAGGCGGACAGGCGAGCAGCAAAGGAGGCGCAGCUUGCGGAGCAGCGGGCGGCGGCAGCUGCUCGCAACGCGGCUAAAGCGGAGGCAGAGCGGCGGGAGAAGGAGGCUGCGGACAGGAGGGCGGAGGAGGAGAAGGCGAGGUGGCGUGCAAAGGCGGCGGAGGCAUCGGCUGCCAAGAAGGCGGCCAAGCAGAAGAACAAUAAGGCCAAGAAGGGGCCGUCCGCCUUCAAGCUCGAGGAGGAGCGGAGGGCGCGGGCUGCAGCAGAGGUUCGCGCACAGGAGGAGAGGGCGGCGCAGCUGGCUGCUGAGCAGGAGUCGGCGAGGCGAGCAGAGCGCGAGGCGGCAGAGCUAGCGGGUGCGGCAGAGCGGGCGGCGCUGCGCGAGGAUGCGGAGCUAGCAGAGGCGCUGCGCCGGUCAGAGGUGGAUGCAGAGGAGGCGCUGGCGCGUCGGGUGUCGCGGUGCGAAGAGGCGGUGAGCAGCGAGUCGACCGGCGGCGGCGGGGAUUUGCUGCAGCGUGUCGAGCGGCUGGAGGCGAGCCUCGGCGCGGCGACCGAGGGCAGCCUCGAGGAGCGGGUCGGCGCCAUCGAGCGCUUGAUCGAGCCAGAGGCGGGAGAGGCGGCGGAGCAGCAUCUGCCAGUCACCGAGCCGCUUGCUGCCGUCUCACUAGCGGACGCCGGCCUCGACACGGGGCGGCCGGCUGCCCCAGAGUCCACGAUGGGGGGAGAGACCACGUGUAUCGUGUGUUUCGCGAGAGUCAAGUCGCAUGCGGCGGUUCCGUGCGGGCACUUGUGUGCUUGCGGGCCAUGCUCUGAGCUGAUGCGAGAGUGCCCUUACUGCCGCGAGCCAGUGAUGAUGUGGAUGGUUCCGCGUCCGGUCUAG